Cuscuta campestris is the source of this 1457-nucleotide messenger RNA. The record is from the annotation of a GenBank genome assembly. Lineage: Eukaryota; Viridiplantae; Streptophyta; Magnoliopsida; Solanales; Convolvulaceae.
GGAGAGAUUGUUACAUCAAUUGGAACUAAUCAAACAUUAUAAGUCGUGCACUCUGCUCAUCCUCUCCGUACAGUCCGCCACCGCCACCGUCACCGUCACCGCCUUGGCCGCGACGGCCGACGGCUAUCGUCGAGGAAUAGUAUUCAACCACUGGUUAGGAGAUGGCUCUUCACCAGCCCUACGACACCUACUACCGCCCCCAACCACUGCCCGUUCCGUACGCCACUAGCAGCAGAGGGGAGCGCGAUAUGAUUCGAACAGUCUUCGUUUCGGGCCUCCCAGACGACGUCAAAGCGCGUGAAAUUCACAACCUAUUUCGUCGCCGUCCAGGUUUCGAGUCUUGCCAGCUCAAGUACACUGGCCGCGGAGAUCAGGUUGUAGCAUUUGCCACCUUUGUCGAUCAUCAAUCAGCAAUGGGAGUGUUGCACUCAUUAAAUGGUGUGAAGUUUGAUCCUCAAACAGGAUCCACUUUGCAUAUUGAACUCGCCCGAGCAAAUUCUAGGAGGACAAAAAGACCAGGGAGUGGGCCCUAUGUUGUUAUUGACAACAGAUCUAAAUCCAACAGAGAUGCAAAAGGCACGUCAAGUGAUGAUGGUUCGAAUGAUACCGAUUCUGAUGACCCAUCUAGGCCUAAUGAUUUUGAUUCUGGCAACAGGGAUGAUUCAUCAGAGAGGCGGCUGAAUGAACCUGAGACACAGAAUAACGGUGGUGAGAAACUGGGCGACUAUGGUAAUGUUUUGGCUGCACAAAAUGAACAGGCGGAGAAAACAGGAAAUGGUGCACAGCCGUGUUCCACUUUAUUUAUUGCCAAUCUAGGUCCUGACUGCACAGAAGAUGAACUCAAGCAAAUCCUUUCUCAGUACCCUGGAUUCAACACCCUGAAGGUUCGAUCUAGAGGUGGAAUGCCAGUUGCAUUUGCUGAUUUUAAGGAUGUUGAAAAAGCAACCGAAGUCAUGAAUGCACUUCAAGGAAGCACGUUGCCCUCAUCAGAUCGGGGUGGCAUGCACAUAGAGUAUGCUAGAUCUAAAAUGAGGAAGCCUUGAAUCACGUUUUUGGAAAAAGCUGUUGAGUACUCUGAGGGCCACACUGCUUUACUAAAAAGAGGACGAACCCCAUCCAUUAGGUCUCCUUAAAACUGGCACCACAAUUAUUUGGGAGAAGUUAAAUUGAGUUAUAAUCUCAAUUUAAACUUUAUUGGUUUACUGAAGCGUGAUGGCGAUGACUUCAUUAUCACAUUUGGUUUUUGCAUGUGGUAAAACUUUUCCAUUUUUAUUUUUUUGAUCAUGUACGAAUCUUAUACUAGUAAGUCGUUGCUCUUGUAUAUUGCCAUCUUUGAAGUACCCUAACCUAUACGGCCAAGUACUAUACGAAUUAUGUAGUAGUAGCUAAUCAUAUUUAAUGACUAUUUUCUGUCUUUAUAAGUUGGUCAAAAUUGUUAAUAAAUUGUUUUUAAUUCA